CCAAGAGUCGGUGAUUCUUGCUCUAACGACCUCCUUCCCCACCCCUGCUACUCCAAUUUCUGUGUCUCUUCUUCCCUUGGGAUGUCAACUGCACUCAUGUCUCCAUUCAGCCUUUCCUGGUGUCCCCGCGUGACUGUGACUACCAACAUGUCUCCAUAGGAUGAUAUUUUCCCCCUGGCUCCUUUUUAGGGACUGUAGCCUCUGCACUUCUAGUGUGAUUGCUGCUUCUGUAGACCCUGUUUUCUUCUCUUACAGCACCCACUCCCGUUGGCAAGAGGGAUUGACUGCAGCAUAUAUCGUAAUACAUUUGGGGAGAGCAUUUUAAAAAGAGCAUAGUAUAGAAUGGCACAGUCCGGAUGACCUUUCUGUGAUAAUGAGGUGGUCGAGAGCUCUGUCGGAUUUGGCAGCCACUUGCUACCUUGGCCAUUAAGCCCUUGAAAUGUGACGACUGCAGGGAAAGAAAGAGGGAAUUUUAAAUUAAGUUGAGUUUAAUUUAGGGAAAGUGGCCCCAUGCUUCCUGUAGCUAUCACUUAACACACUUCUAGAAUAUCUCUACUUAGAAAACCACUGCCAGUAUUUUAGGAUAUUCCUUUCGAGCCUCUGAGAUGUGUGCACACACCCUUAGACACUUAGGCACACUUUGUUGGCCCUUUCUUAGUUCUUCAGCAGAAUGGCUGUUUUUCAAUUUAUUUCAUUACCUCCUUUGAAGGAGCCACCUGCAGUUGCUCAGGGUGGACCCCACCCAAACUUCUUUUGGAGAAUGAUGAAUUUAUUGGCAUAGGGAACAGAUUGUUUCUGUACUACAUAACCCAUAUUUUAGGGGAGGGCACCUCACCGAGACUCUCCAAAUUCAGAGAAAAGGCCAGCUGUCUUCUCAUGAUGGCGCAGAAGCGGCAGGAACAGAAUAGAAAUCUUAGGGGGCGUCCUCUACACCGCCACUGUGAAAAACUUCCUGGGGACAGAGCCGAUUAUCUCCCGAGCUGUGGGUCGAGCUGAGGACUGGAUUCGAACAGAGACCUUGUCAUCCUGGCUUAAUGCCCCAGCCUUUGUCGCAGCUAUGGUCCUGAGCCCGGCUGAGUGGGGGGAUGAAGAUGGAGACGAUGAAAUCUUCUUUUUCUUCACGGAGACCUCCCGAGUCUUGGACUCAUAUGAGCGCAUCAAGGUCCCACGAGUGGCCCGUGUGUGUGCGGGGGACCUUGGGGGCCGGAAGACCCUUCAGCAGAGAUGGACGACGUUUCUAAAGGCUGACCUGCUGUGUCCAGGGCCCGAGCAUGGAAGGGCCUCGGGGGUUCUGCAGGAUAUGACAGAGCUUCGACCUCAGCCUGGCGCGGGGACCCCCCUCUUUUAUGGCAUCUUUUCCUCCCAGUGGGAAGGAGCCGCCAUUUCUGCUGUGUGUGCCUUCCGACCCCAAGACAUCCGGGCAGUGCUGAAUGGUCCCUUUAGAGAGCUAAAACAUGACUGCAACAGGGGACUACCUGUCAUGGACAACGAGGUGCCCCAGCCCAGACCUGGAGAGUGCAUCACCAACAACAUGAAGUUCCAGCAGUUUGGAUCCUCACUCUCCCUGCCAGACCGUGUGCUCACCUUUAUCAGAGACCACCCGCUCAUGGACAGGCCCGUGUUUCCAGCUGAUGGCCGCCCCCUGCUGGUCACUACGGAUACAGCCUAUCUCAGAGUUGUGGCUCACCGGGUGACCAGCCUCUCAGGGAAAGAAUAUGAUGUGCUCUACCUGGGGACAGAGGAUGGGCACCUCCAUCGGGCUGUGCGCAUCGGAGCUCAGCUCAGUGUCCUGGAGGAUCUGGCCUUGUUCCCGGAAACACAGCCGGUUGAAAGCAUGAAAUUGUACCAUGAUUGGCUUCUGGUGGGCUCCCAUACUGAGGUGACACAAGUGAACACCAGCAACUGUGGCCGUCUCCAGAGCUGCUCAGAAUGUAUCCUGGCCCAGGAUCCCGUGUGUGCCUGGAGCUUCCGGCUCGAUGCUUGUGUGGCCCAUGCAGGCGAGCACCGUGGGAUGGUUCAAGACAUAGAGUCAGCAGAUGUCUCUUCUUUGUGUCCAAAAGAACCUGGAGAACAUCCGGUAGUGUUUGAAGUUCCAGUGGCUACGGUGGGCCACGUGGUCCUGCCGUGCUCCCCCAGUUCUGCCUGGGCAUCCUGUGUGUGGCACCAGCCCAGUGGAGUGACUUCGCUCACCCCACGAAGGGAUGGGCUAGAGGUGGUGGUGACCCCAGGGGCCAUGGGGGCUUAUGCUUGCGAGUGUCAGGAGGGUGGAGCCGCCCGUGUGGUGGCUGCUUAUAGCUUGGUGUGGGGCAGCCAGAGGGGGCCCGCAAACCGGGCCCACACCGUUGUGGGGGCUGGGCUGGUUGGCUUUUUCCUGGGUGUUCUAGCAGCAUCUCUCACUCUCCUCCUGAUUGGUCGCCGUCAGCAGCGGCGGCGACAGAGGGAGCUUCUAGCUAGAGACAAGGUGGGCUUAGAUCUGGGGGCUCCACCUUCUGGGACCACAAGCUAUAGCCAAGACCCUCCCUCUCCUUCACCUGAAGAUGAACGGCUGCCCCUGGCCCUGGGUAAGCGGGGCAGUGGUUUUGGUGGCUUCCCUCCACCCUUCCUGCUGGAUUCUUGCCCGAGCCCAGCCCACAUCCGGCUCACUGGGGCUCCUCUGGCCACGUGCGAUGAGACGUCUAUCUAAAGCCAGGAAAAUGACUGCCAGCCAUGAGCAAUCUCUGGAACUAGCGGCUACGAAGACCAGGGUCACUGAACCUGGGAGACGAUCAUGGCUGCUCCAUUCUCUUGGAGUCUGUGUGAUCACACGUCAGUGUCUGUCCUCUGGACCUGGAUGAGCUGAGGGCCAGACCUUUGCCUGAUUCCUGAUUCUCAUGAGAGAUCAACCCUGUAGCCCUCUGCUAUGGCCUCUUGUCUUGGGCCCAUCAUCAGCUUGUGGGGUGGAGCAAGGACACAGGCUCUGAUUUGCUUAUGGUGGGCCCCCGGAAAGAGGGAGCACUGCGGGGUGGUUGGAGCGCGUGUGCCCUGCAUCCGUGUGGUGCCUGUAUGAUGAUUUUCCAGUUUGCUGACUCUGGGGAGCGCAUGAUCCCCGGACUGCCUUGAGAUCUCUCCCAACUCAGUUUCCCUUUGUCCCUUGAAGAGUGUGUGUCUAUACACUGGUGUGCCUCGAAGACCUGUCCAGGUGUGUGUGGAUGACAGGGCCGGUGCCUAGGUGCUUUUGGGGGGUCGGAGAGGAAGGUUGGAACGGGGGACAACUUUACCCUCGGUAGCCAGUGAGGGAAACCACACGACCCCAUCACCCCACAGCGCUUCUUCAACUUUGAGCAAAGUUCCCAAAGUGACCUUCUGGUGGGAAGGGCAGCAGGACACGUGGCCCCGUCCUUCUCCUCAUCUUUCUCCUCUGGCUGCCACCACUGCCGUGCCACCGCUGCUUUUUCCCUGGCUGGAGUGGAGGCUGAGCCCUCUUUCCUUGGCUUCCAUUUAAAAUGAACUUCACAACAUUCUAGCUAUUGAGGGAUGACAAAAGGAACCCAGAAAAGUGUGUAGGAAAUUACAAGCAGGUUCAAGAAGAUUUGCCUCAGUGACUUUCACCCUUGCCCUAAAGCAGGAGUCCCCUAGCAGGACUCCCUGAAAUUGUAUGCAAAGAAAUGUCUGUCCAUGUGUGGCAUGUGUGCGUGCGUGCGUGUGUGUGUGUGUGUGUGUGUGUGUGUGUGUGUGUGUGUGAUGGCUUUCAUCAGAUUCUCAAGGCCUUAAUGAGGUUAAAGGACCAUGGUCCAUAGUCACCACACUUGGGCCACAUAAAUGGAGGAGGUGUUGCUGUGAGGCAGUUCCUCCCUGGCCUGCUGCCUGAGGCCAGUCCCUGGACACACUGCUGCUGGAGAUCCCACCUCUCUCCAGUCCUCCUCGGAAGCUAGUGAAGCUAGGCUCUGCACGUGCUUGAAGACACCAUCGCCUCCUUUCUUGCUUCGUUAUUCCUGUGUGCGCUGCAUCUGCUCCGUCCUGCUCUUGGCCUGUGAAUGUGCCUCGUCCAUCCCUGGUGAGGGACCUCGAACCCCGGUGAGGAUGCAGCCCUUUCCAGUUGAAGUUUCUGUUCUACUUUCCUUGACAGCAGCCUGUGAAUUACUCAAGAGUCCCCUUGGGUUUGGAGUUACCAGUGGCUUUGAGUAGGAUCUUUGGCACGUAGUCUAACCUAGGGACAUUGGUUAUUCAUCUGUAAAGUGGGGAUAUACCUACCUCAGGGUUGCUGCAAGGAUCAAACGAGGAAACGUAUGAACAAUAAAGCAUUACCCAGAG
Messenger RNA from Mus musculus (house mouse), 4290 nucleotides. RefSeq names its product sema domain, immunoglobulin domain (Ig), TM domain, and short cytoplasmic domain (gene Sema4f). Gene Ontology annotation, molecular function: semaphorin receptor binding. The transcript has 10 exons. The coding region runs from base 1058 to 2683 and encodes 541 amino acids. Gene Ontology annotation, cellular component: membrane; plasma membrane; postsynaptic density. Gene Ontology annotation, biological process: axon guidance. The record is from RefSeq and is a predicted model, not a curated record. Lineage: Eukaryota; Metazoa; Chordata; Mammalia; Rodentia; Muridae.